GUUGAAUUCAUUCGUGGCUCUCUCAGUGGUGCAACGAUGCAUGUCUUGUUGCCUACCAUUAUUCGCGACGUCUACGGCAUCCCAACUGAGGAAUUAUAUGGUGUGGCUCUCAAUGGGAUGUCGAGCUUUUCAAGAGAGGAAAAUGGCGGUGAAUUCAGCCGUAGAGGUAUGCCUGCAUGACGUCUCCACAUACGUCACCUGGGUCAAAGUAAGGAAUGUGCCUUUCGAGGCGGAGGAGUAUGUUAUUCGGAAAGUUUUUGGUAAAUACGGCACGGUACAUGCAGUGACCAAGGGAGUGUGGAGGGAGGGCCCAUACGAGGGGCUCCCGGAAGGCUCCUGCACCCUCAAGAUGACUUUAAAACAGCCGAUUCCAUCUUAUGUUCAUCUAGAACACUACAGGACACAAGUUUUUGUUCACUAUGCAGGCAUACGUAAGACAUGCAGGUUAUGCAACUCGUAUGACCAUAUGGCUGCUCAGUGCUCCAGACGCCUGGUUGUACGCAUCCGGGAACCUUCUCCUGUGGUCCUAAGAACCGAGGCCUUUGAUCUGGAGACUGGUCCCUCGCCUGAACAAGGACCUAAGCUUUGGAGUGAGGAAGUACAACAAGAGGAGAUGCGGUCUAUGGCGUGUGCCACCCUGUCGGUGGACACUACAAACGUGCCCAUGCCACCUGUGGGGCCUACGGAGCCUGUGGGGUUGUCACAGGAAAGUUUGCUGGAGAACGUGCUAAACGAUCUCCUAGAUGGGGCAGAGCAUAGCCCAGACGUUUCACCGGAGUGUCAAGAAGUGGUGAAGGAUGAUUCGCCAAAUAUGGGAGACCUGGACGUGACUACAAUGACACGGAUGCAUGAGGUGGUGGUGGAAGUCCACCAGGAGGCUUCGUCUGGUGAGAUGUGUGUGGAAGUUGGUUCCCGCAAACGGACGGCAGGAGUGUCGGAUAUGGACGAGGUCCUGACACCGGGACAGCGUCCAGGGAAGAAAUUAUGGUCGAAAGUGUCUGAGGCGUCUCCUGCAGACGGGGUUGGGGCAAGCGCCCAGCAUAUGGGUAGGGCACGGGGGGGGUGAGGGGGGCCUUGGGAAGUCAAAGGUCAAAGAAGGUCAGUGUAAUGUACGUGUGGGAACGGGAAAGACCCACAAGCAUAGAGGAAAACCUCCUUUUGUGAAUUCAAGUGUGUUACCAUCAAUGUAAAUGGCCUGCGGGCAGAGUUUAAGUGUGUGUGGAUGGAGUGGUUCUUGCGCAGGUACGCUGUGGACGUAUGUUUCAUACAAGAACACAAUUAUAAGUUUGGGCGAGAGUUACGGUUAAAAGGCUACCGAAUGUAUGUUAGGAGUUCUUUAAAAAUAAAGGGUGGGGUAGCUAUAGCGGUGAAGGAGUCCAGCCCUUGGCGUGUCUUAAGAUGGGAGGAGGGGGGAGGUGGGAGGGUGGUGAGGGUAGAUGGGUACUGGGGUGAGGUGAGGGUUUGUUUUAUUGGCGUUUACAUGCCAGCGGAAAGCAACACUAAAGUUAAAAUAGAAUUUGUGAGGGAGGCUUUAACGUUUUACACUCGGGGUUUGCCGUUCAUUACCGUCAUGGGUGGGGAUUGGAAUUGCGUUAUCCGCCAUGGCGAUGUUGAGCCGCGGGGGCGGGGUGCGUUUUACCUGUCUUACGGAAUCUGCUGGGGGAUGCAGGGGUUUAUGAUGUGGUGGGGCGGGGUGGGUGGGGGGGGUGGAGCAUACGUUCGUUCGCAGGGGCUAUGCGGCCCGUCUGGAUAGACUUUAUGUAACACAAGGGAUUAGAGUUGGGCACGUACAGACCUUUGAUGUGGGGUUUUCAGAUCACCGUGCAGUGCUAGCGGACUUGAACUGGGAUGGAAUGAUCAGGGUUUAUCCAGGUUGUUGGAAACUGAACGUGCGGCUAUUGGAGGGGGAGGGGGAUGGGUCUGCUUUUCAGGACUGGUGGAAGAAUAUCUGGGAAACGCGACGGGCAGGUGAAUGUUUGUUGGAAUGGUGCCAAACCUGGAAUAGCGAGUUAUUAUAAGAAGCGGGGAAAAGAGGAGGCGAGGUGGAGGUAUGGGCUGCAAAACUAUCUGGAGGGGCAGCUAAAUGAUUACUAUGUGGGGGGCGGGAGUAGUAGUCGGUAUGACGACAUUGAACAUCUUCGUAGUCGACUUGCAGAAAUUCACAAUGAACGUUUCAAUGCGGUUAGAGUCAGAGCAGGUAUGGAAGAAGUGCUAUGGGGUGACAAACCUUCUGGUUGUGUCUUGCGCAAAUAUAGGGUCAGGCAACAGGCGACGUCCCUCUUGCAAUUGGAAGUAUGCACGGGUUUGGGUGGUUACCUGCCGGGUCAAGUACUUCUCACCACGGACAGCAUGAGUUUUUAUAAAUGAGGAAGGUUAUGGGGUCGGUUAUUCACGAGGGACAGCUAGGCAUACCAGGUAGGAGCAUGAGGGACGGACAUGUACGUAUUCGGGAGUUUUGGGAGGAAUGUCAAGGGGGGGGGUGUCCUCGGGCUUGACUGGCAAAAUGCUUAUGACUGUGUUGAUAGGGAUUUAUUGAGGCUUAUUUUAUUGAAGCAGGGUUUUGGAGAUGGGAUUGUAAGAUGGGUUGAUACCUUGUAUGUCACGGCUAUGGUACGCGUACAGGUAAACGGUAAAUUGGGGCAGCCGGUCCGUAUGGAAAGGGGUUUGAGGCAAGGGUGCCCCCUCUCCCAGCUGCUUUUUGCUUGUAUGCAAAACCCCUUUUAUGAGCUGGUGGAUGGUGGUUUGAGGCGUGGAACGCUGAGCAGUGACCAUGCAGCGCGUGUGGUCGGGUACGUAGAUGAUACCACAA
Cherax quadricarinatus is the source of this 2809-nucleotide messenger RNA. Lineage: Eukaryota; Metazoa; Arthropoda; Malacostraca; Decapoda; Parastacidae. The record is from RefSeq and is a predicted model, not a curated record.